CGGGUUGGCCGGGCGCGGGCCGGAUAACGCCCGCGGGGCGCCUUUGUGCCGCAGAGGCGGCGGCGGCGCGGGGCGAGUGAGGGAAGCGGUGGCGGCGCCCGCGGCCGCACUAUGACUCUAGAGGAGCUGCCCGGGGAGCACAGCGCUGCCGGGAGGAUGGAGCGGGCGGGGGACGCGCUGGAGGAGGUGCUGAGCAAGGCGCUGAGCCAGCGGAGCCUCACCCUCGGCGUCUACGAGGCCGCCAAGCUGCUCAACAUGGACCCGGACAACGUGGUUCUGUGCCUGCUGGCGGCCGACGAGGAGGAGGCGGGGGACGCGGCGCUGCAGAUCCACUUCACCUUGAUCCAGGCUUUCUGCUGCGAGAACGACAUCAACAUCCUGCGUGUCAGCAACCCGGCCCGGCUGGCGCAGCUGCUGCUGCCCGCCACCGGCCCCGAGCCGCCCGCAGACCUCCACUGCGUCCUCGUCACGAACCCCCAUGCCUCACAGUGGAAGGAUCCAGCGCUGAGUCAGCUGAUGUGCUUCUGCCGGGAGAGUCGCUACAUGGAUCAGUGGGUGCCAGUGAUUAACCUCCCGGAGCGGUGACCGUGCCGAGCUGACAGCGAACUGAACCCAAUUGCACUGAAGUUUUGCAAUACUUUAGCAGUUGCUCAGGAAGUAACUCCCUGCCCUGGCACGAGGAUUACGGGGAGGGGGGAGGAAAAAAAAACAAACCCACAACAAAACCAAAAAAAAUAAAGCUGAUGUCAAGGGGGGAGGCUGAAGUUGAACUAAGUUGUGUGGGGCUGAAGAAAAGUGACUUGGAAGAGACUGGGAUGAGCAUGGAAGCGAAAGGAAGAGCGAUGCCUGUGUUGCCGGAGGAAAGAGUCCUGCCUGACGUGCAGGGCUGCCACACAGCUGAGUUAUUCAUGGAAAACGCCCAACACCCUUCACGGUUUUGUUAAAGUGCAACUUACAAACAGUUUCUGGUUUAAAUACCUUAAAGAGCAAAAAAGGUUAAUCGAAACAUUUUACAAUUUUAUUGUAUUUUUGGGAUGUUAAUUCUCAAGUUUUUAUGCUAAGCUAUAUAAUAAGUUAUUUUAUGAUAUUGAUGAAAAAAUUAUUUAUACUCAGAGGUUUGAGAACCGGAGUGCCCUUAAGCAGUUGGUCUGCAACAACACAUCUUUAAACAGUUGGCUGCUAAAGGCAGCUACGUUAAUAUAAUUGUUUGAAAUUGGAUAGUGUUUUGGUUUAGG
Molecule: messenger RNA, 1235 nt
Organism: Cuculus canorus (common cuckoo)
Lineage: Eukaryota; Metazoa; Chordata; Aves; Cuculiformes; Cuculidae
Gene: GADD45A
Product: growth arrest and DNA damage inducible alpha
Exons: 4
Coding region: 112-585 (157 amino acids)
Biological process (GO): regulation of cell cycle
Cellular component (GO): cytoplasm; nucleus
Source: RefSeq, a predicted model, not a curated record